This is a messenger RNA of Salvelinus fontinalis (brook trout), 2311 nucleotides long. RefSeq lists its product as uncharacterized. The coding region runs from base 237 to 1106 and encodes 289 amino acids. The record is from RefSeq and is a predicted model, not a curated record. The transcript has 5 exons. NCBI's taxonomy places the organism in Eukaryota, Metazoa, Chordata, Actinopteri, Salmoniformes, Salmonidae.
UUGCGCCAGUAGCGUCUACGGUAUCCAUGACGAUAUUACCUAAACAAAGCAUAACGUUCAAGCACUGUUGAAGCUCCUGUCGUGUUUUCUUUCCUUUUCUGCUGAUUUGAAGAACAUGCGUGUACAUGUGUGAUACCUCGUUUUCUUCAUUCAUGUUUAUGGUAUUUUAGUAGCUAAGUGAAUAAGAGUUUGGAACAGGGAGUUCCUGUUGUUGUAUCAACUGUCACAUCGAUCCAAUGGCUUUGUGGAAGGGACACAGGCGAGAGCUGGGACAGACAAGUACAGGCGUCGGCCAUAUGUAUGUGCAGCCCUUGCCUUUUUAUGUGGAGAGUCACAAGGGUGCAUCUCUGCCCCCUCUGUUCCAGCGUUCUCCCCUGGUGUCCACCAGCAGUCACUUCUCUGUCACCUCACGCUUGGAGCAUGACAGGAAGCCUCAGACGGGGCCCCUGGCCAACACACUGCACCCACGUGCCCCUCCACACUGGAACACACACUUCCUCAAUGAGCUGGCACAACAGCUCCGGGACUGUGGGACAGUGCGCCUGCUCUCUAAGCCAAUCAGUGAAAUGCAGGACAACUACAGGGGCCAGGCUGCUCCACAUGGCCCCCUGCUGGACCACUACUGCACCCUGCUGGCACUUUAUGGACAGCUUGAUCCAGGCCAGACCCCGACUGUGACAGCAGAUCCUUUAGUCAGCACAGCUCAUGCAUACUACAGGCGCUUUAGCAGGUCAGAGAUUGCCCCUUCCUCUGGUCUAGAAGCCCCUUCCUCUUACCUUAGCCUGAACAAGAGCUCCACCCACAGCCGCCUGCCGGGCCACAAAGCCCCUCCCACCAUGUCCUGCCUCCCUUGGCUGCCCCGCCCCUCUGUGCCCUUACCCUAUGGAGGGAAACACAGCCUGUACAGGGACAGCUUCCGUGUGCCUGCCCCUCACCCUGCUCCCUCUGGUCCCUCGCCUGUUGCAAUCCCAGACUGGCGACAAGCCGGGACUGAAACUAGGGCUGGAGGAGCUAAGAGAGGGCUUCUCAGGGACAUCGUGGAGGUACCCAAAAUGUACCUGACAGAGAACCGGGUCUAUGGGGGGAACCGGACCGUACUGGUCUGAGACCGCGCCGGACCGUGCUGGUACGUGUGUGUGUCAGAAAGACAAUAACAUGUGUGUAUUUUGCCAGAUGUCACCAAGUGCAAUCUAAUUUAUACAAGGACCAUGACCCCACUUUGGAGUCAACCGUCCCAGUGUUUUUUUGUAACUAUUUAUCAAAGGCCCAAUAAACAGGCAGGGUUUGAAGAAGACGAUGUGAUGCAUGACCACGUGGUCCCAAGAGACACAACAUAUUUCAGGGAGUUGUAGGACAAAGGCUGCGAAGGCUGAGCUGAGAUCAGUUUGGGCAUUAGUGUUUCUUAUUGUUAAUGUUUUAAUGGGAGCGGGCUAAGCUGGUCCAAUAUCUGUGUUUAGGGGGUCCUUCAGUCUGGAGCUAGAGAGAGAGACCAGGGCAGUAUACUGUAAAUACUCAAUGUAUGUAUGUAUGUAUGUAUGUAUGUAUGUAUGUAUGUAUGUAUGUAUGUAUGUGUGUGUGUCAGGGAGAGAGAAAUGCUGAGUAGGUUAGAGGUUAUUUUGGCAUCAUCUCACAAAUUACCCUCAGAAUCCACUGGAGUCCCUCCGUUUUUUUUCUCUUCCGCCCACCUGCUCUCUCGCUCUUUCACUCUCCUCCCCCUCGUUCCUCCCUCCGGCAACACGCCAGACGGAAAAAGAGAGACAGAGAGAGAGAUGGAGGGAGAGAGAGAGGGAAGAGAUGGAGUAGGGUUAGAUAAACAUGCGUAUGUUUAUACACCUCUACUCCAUCUCUUCCCUCUCUCUCUCUCUCUCUCUCCCUCCAUCUCUCUCUCUGUCUCUCUUUUUCCGUCUGGCUUGUUGGGGCAAAUAAGGAGGUUAAUACAUACAUACAACAAAUACAUUAGGAAUGAUGUACACUUAGCACCAAUUCAGAAAGAGAGGUAGAUCUACGGUAGGGGAGAGAGAGGGAAAACGACAGAGAGAGCAUUCAGAUAAGCAAGUCAGAGAUGUACAGACUCAGCUGACAGAAUCAUUGCUUACCACAUCUGUGUAUUUGUGUGUGUAGGCCUAAGUGCAACAUAAUUGAUCUGCUAAAAAUACAAAUGGAUUUAAUAGUUACACUAACUACCUGUAUUUGUGUUGCAAGUGACUUGCCCAGAUUCAAUAAUUUAUCUGAACAUGUAUUUGAAUAUCAGGCUGUGCAUUAAUUAAAGGUUGUUGGCAGCUCUAUAAAAUAAACUCAGCAAAAAAACAAA